GCACGCGUGUGGGAAGCUCCUGUACGCAGCGGGAGAGCGGCCGCUUGAAGUAGCUGCGUUGGUGUUUCUUUCCCAAGUAGAUAGCGGCGCCCGGUCCUGCCGUCUUGUUUUGUUUUGCAAAUCGCAGAAUCACAAAACGGGUGAGGUAGGAAGGGACCGCAGUGGGUCAGCUGCUCCAAGCUCCCUGCUCAAGCAGCACUUGGCACGGGAUCCCGUUCAGAUAAUUCUUGAGUCUCUCCAGUGAGGGAGACUCUGCAACCUCUAUGGGCAACCUGUUCCAGUGCAUGGUCACCCACACAAUAGAGUUUUUCCUCGUGUUCAGGUGGAACUUCUGUGCAUCCAUUUCUGCCCAUUGCCUCUUGUCCUGUUGCUUAGCACCACUGAGAAGAGCCUGGCUCCAUACGCUGACACCUUCCCUUCAGAUACUGAUAGACAUUGAAGAAGUCCACACUCAAUCAUACCGUCUCAGGCCAGCUCCUUCAGCCUUUCCUCAUAAGAGAGAAGCUCCAGUUGACCAUUCAUCCUUAUUGCAAUCCACUGGUUGCUCCAGGAGCUCCACUUCUCUCUUGUACUGAGGAACCAAGAACUGAACACACCACUUCUGAUGCAGUCACACCAGGACUGAGUAGAGGAGCAGAAUCAACCCCCUCGAUCUGCUGGCAGUGCUCUUCCUAGUGCACAGGACACCAUUGACCUUCUCGGCCACAAGGGCAUUGCUGGCUCAUAGCUUGUUGUCCACCAGGACCCCCAGGUCUUUCUCUGCAGAGUUACUUUCCAGCAUGUCAGUGAUAAUGAUAAGCUUUUACCCCAAAGAGUGGAACCUGAUGUAUGUCUGUAUUUUUUCCCCCUCUUUCAUAUCAGUGAAGAACUUGGAAACUGGCAGAAGCACUCCAGGAUUAAGGAAUUUUGGUCAUGGAAUAGUCAAUGCUGAAAAAGUGAACAAACAAGCAGACACAGAACAAGCAGAUUGUGGUCCAUGGAGUUCUCCCUGUGUUUCCUUAGAGAGCCAUCUCAGGGCCUCAAACAGCUCAAAGGAUGCCCUGUAUCCUUCAAAGUUUUCAGUGACAACUCAUGGCUUCCUGCUGCACCAUGUCUGCACAUUACAGGUGAAGAUACCUUAGUGGGAUGCCAUCAUGAAGUGCAGACAGCAGGUGACUUCAGAGAAUCCUGAUAUAUGGUCCUUGAGACCCUUCCUAGCUUCUCUGCUUAAAGCAUUUGUUCUGAAAGCUAUACUGCUGCUCCACUCAUCUCUAAUGGAUAACUUGAUGUCAGACCUAACAACUUACUUAAAUGCUUAUUGGACUGGGUCUGGAGAUCACCUUGUGAGCACAAAGCCCACUUGCAUGGAGCUGCCAGAGGAGCUGUGUCAGCUGGCAGACAUGCAGGAACUGAGAAGGAAGAAAGCAAUAAAAGACUACAGAAUGGUCUUUUGAUCCAACCAGCCAUGGAAUUUAAUAGAGAGAAACAAUCCACAGAAGGAUAGAAACUACAGAGAUGAUGGCGAGUGCUUUCCCACAAAAAAAGCAGGGUCUCAAAACACAUCUUUCAACAAUCAAGGAUGUACUUUGUCAAAGCAGAGCUUGAAAAUCAAAUUCAUGUGGUAAAAUCUGUGGGAGGACCUUAAAAUUACCUCAAGCAGAUUGUAUGAAUUUAAUUUCUGACACAGGUGAUUUGAUGAGCUUAGAUUGGGUGUUUGAAGACAUCCAAGUGAAGAAAGAGGCUAUUCCCCUUGCAGAGGUGUCAAACAAAAGCUCCUGACUUUACAAUGACAGGUAAUUCAACAUUCCACUGUUGAAUGGAAAUAAUGAUGGUCUGUCUUUUGGAGGAAAUUCCUGCUGUGUCUGACUGUUCUUCUCUAGGUCUAUUUUUGAGAUCCUUUUUUCUGAGAGCUAUUUUUGAUUUUAAGAGUGACUUUUAUUUUUCUUGCAUUGUUAAAAGACCACUUUCUUAAACUGUAUUGGUUGUUACCGGUUGCAGGUAUGUAAAAUUCUCGUUAGAGCAGCUUCCUGCUGGAAGUUGCAGACCACCAUCACCACCGUUGUUUGCCAGCGCUGCCGCAUCCAGCUCAAGUGGAUAAGGCUGUAACACCGCCGUGGUGUGUGUAAAAAGCAGUUUAGGAGGUAUGGACCAGUCCCUCCCCAAGCAAAAUAAAAUAUUAGGGCAAAACUACUGCUCUACCACAGGACAAAAUUAAUGUAGGCCGUGCCUCAGUCUCAGAAAAGUUUUCUGACAUAUUGGUGAACUCUGAUUAAUGUAGAAUAGGGAAGAAUGGAUGAGGUCAAAGGUCACCGUGCCAACCAGAUUGCAGUCCAAGAACAAUCUGGGCAUCAGGCUGCAAAGGUGGUAAUAAUAAUGACACCAGCUUGGAAGGGAUGUGACAUCCGCAUGUGAGUACAUGCCACUACCUGUUUGAGUUGGUUUUCUUGGGAUGUAAAUUGGUGUGACUGUGUUUAUGAUGUAUCUGCACAUUUAAAAAAAAUAUUUUUAGGGGGAACAUAGGUUGGUUUAGGUUGGUUUUCUGGUGUGUGGAGUUUUUUUACCUCUCCCCACAAAGUACUAUAUCGACAGUAUUUAAAUAGGUCUUCAUUUGAAACUGUAAGUCAGACUUGCUCACUUGGCAGAGUUGACAGAAAAACUGCCAAGGUUUUCUUUGUCAUUAAACUGAAGGAAGAUUUUUCCAAACAGUCAUGGGUUAUCAGAGAUCAGUGGGGUACAGUGUGGAACAUGCAGGCUCUUUCGUCAGAGACAGAUCAAGAGCACUUUGGUUGUAUCUCCACAACCAAAAAUAUCUGGGUUCAUGCAGUCCUAUUACCAGACAGAAAAUAGUGAUACAUCAGGUAAGGGAAAGAGGGAGGGAACAAGAGCUAAGAUGAAAGCAUUAAGUCUGGGAUAUAGCAUGGAAUGUCUCUACAGGAUACAAAGUAAUUGCUGAGGCUACCCUUCCUGAUAAGAGACUGAGCUGCUUUCUCAGCCUCUUCCAAGGACUGGAUCUCUGACUGGAACGACAUUAUCAUGGAAUAAGGAUUUCCAGAGAGGGAUCUCACAGUCCAGUUGCAUCCGUGCCAUUAUAAUGAUUCAAGUAGCAAAACCUUCUUGGGUACAUAUAAGUACCACUUUCCCUUUGGUUCUCUUUUGGGAACAGCAUAAAGAAAAUAAAUAUAUUGCAGUGGAGUCAUCACUCAAUGGUGCACAAGAUUAAAAAUUACCGUUUUCUUCAAAAAGAAAGAAGUUUUUUUUUAACGGUCCAUCAGCCACAGCCUCAGUGACACUGCUCAGUGCUAGCUCUGUCUGAGCGUGGUACUACCAUGUAACCAAAUCACACACACCUCCUAAACAACACAACUCCUGGCUAUACUCAGGGCUACAAUUAACAUCACUAGUUAAGGACAACUCUAGUGAAGUUUUAUUGGAGCAGUAGCCAUGAUCUUAUUUUUAUAUCCUAGCAACUGUGUGAGGUGGUUUAAGCCCAGCUGGCAACUAAGCACCAUGAAGCUGCUCCCUUCCGCCCUGCCCCAGUGGAAUGGGGCAGAGAACCAAAAUAAAACUCAUAGUUUAAGAUAAGCAGAGUUUAAUAAUUGAAAAAAAAAAGGCAAUAGAGUAAAUAAUAAGAAUGAUAAAAAGGUAAA
Vidua chalybeata is the source of this 3626-nucleotide messenger RNA. It is a transcript of the gene EXD1, whose product is annotated as exonuclease 3'-5' domain containing 1. Lineage: Eukaryota; Metazoa; Chordata; Aves; Passeriformes; Viduidae. The record is from RefSeq and is a predicted model, not a curated record.